Molecule: messenger RNA, 1707 nt
Organism: Glarea lozoyensis ATCC 20868
Lineage: Eukaryota; Fungi; Ascomycota; Leotiomycetes; Helotiales; Helotiaceae
Exons: 5
Coding region: 1-1707 (568 amino acids)
Source: RefSeq, a predicted model, not a curated record
AUGGACUGUUCUCAAGACCGUGGAUUUGCAGCAACCCCUCAAACUUACCCCUUGCCUAUUGACAUUGCUCUAAGGGAGUUUGCACAUAUUCCAGUAACAGAGUUUGUCAUUGCAGCCAGACUGGAGAAUGGAGAGGAAAAGACAUAUACUUCGCCUUCGUUAAAACCAUUUCGGGCCAAGAUCUUUACGGAUCAGUUCAAGAAGAAUUUUGCACAUUACAGUCGUCGAGUCUGUGAUGAUAAACCAUACUCAGCGAAUCCAGCUUAUUCUCAGGAUGGUAUGUACAAUGAUUUUGACAUUGAUACGAGACACGGAAGCAAUGGCGGGGACUCAUCAUCAUCAGACGUAAACAGAUUACAUUAUCGUGGCCGCCAGUCGAGGUCUGAGGAUUCUAGUGAAGACAUGACUGGUUGUAAACGAAAACGACCUCAUUUUUCUAGCAACGACAUGCCCAUUCCGGUACCAACCCAGAAAUUUGAACCUCUUGUUAUUGGGAACACCAAGAAGGUCGAGGAGUUUUAUGCGGUCAGAUUCAAGGACAUGCAGCAAUCUGCGUGUAAGGUGAUGGGAAAGGCUUUUGUAAAGUUGGUCGAACCGAAGAAGCAAACACAUCACCCAUACACGAAAGGAGACUGCAAAGCUCCGCCAUGGUGGCCCGAGACUUCUGGAGAGCUUGGUGUUCGACACAAAGAGCCUGACCAUCUGUACAAACCUGAACGUAUCCGAUUACUUGUACAUAUACUACGUAUGAUCAUCGAACCCACACCCACGCAAUGCGAUACGGUGCAGAAAUUGGAGUUGAAUGUCAGAAAGCUCGAAGAAGUGACAAUGGAGGCAAUGUCAAAUUGGUUCAAUGAUAAAGAGCAUCCCGACAAUGCUUCAAAGAGAAAUUUGCUCCGGGAAGUGUUCAAGGUGGCCAAAGCCGAGGAGAGUUACCGGAAUGGAGAGCUGGACGCCGAUGUCGAGAUCCAAGUCAUGACAGGAGAGAGAGGUCUGGGAGAGGACACGGAUGCCGAAGAUGAUUCUUUUAAGGAGGAGGACGAGCAAGACACUAUCGUUCCCACGAAUCACGCGAAUACUCCAGAACUCGUUUCGCCGUCAAUGAUGUCCACGCAUCGACAAUUCGAGCAAGAGCCACAAGCAUUGAUCCAUCAUCGUUCACAUCCUGGAAUGAUUCGCACAUCAAAUCCACAGCACAUAGAAGAAACCUAUGCAGAUCCGAAUUACGGUCGUUCACUUUCUUUUCAACACGUUCAUAGCCCCAACAUCCAAGAUCCGUACCGAGCGAAUCGAGGAUUUGUACCCAAUGUUUCGCCAGGCUUUCAAAGUCCUCAGCAAAGCAUGUACCAAGCACCAUGGUCUAAUUCCAACCCCAUGGGCAUAUCUACGAAUUUCUGCGCUACAAGUUCGCCAGCGUCGGCACUUCCGCCUGCCACAGCUUUUCAAUUACCUGCACCUCAGACUCCUCAUAAUAUGAUGGUUCCUCGCAUGCACCAACCUUUUGAACUUCCUCACCAACGUUACGAUACAGCUCCUGCUCUGGGUCAAUUACGAACAGGGAGCUUAAGCCAUCCACAUCAAAUGCAACCAAGUCCAACGGUUGGGUACAAUGAAUUUAUCCAGGACCCGAAUUCCUACCAAUCCCACGAAUCAAGCGUCAAGGAGGAGCAGCAACACCACCACCAACAACAACUCCGAUCUACAUAG